CCCUGUCACUGUGGAGGAAGCGAGACUGUUCGUCGGGGUUGGCGUGGUUUUUCUGUCAAUACUGGCUCCACCAUGUCGAAGGUUUCCUUUAAGAUCACGCUGACGUCGGACCCGCGGCUGCCUUACAAAGUACUUAGUGUUCCUGAAAGUACACCUUUCACAGCAGUCUUAAAGUUUGCAGCAGAAGAAUUUAAAGUUCCUGCUGCAACAAGUGCAAUUAUUACCAAUGAUGGAAUAGGAAUAAAUCCUGCACAGACUGCUGGAAACGUUUUUCUAAAACACGGUUCAGAACUGCGAAUUAUUCCUAGAGAUCGUGUUGGAAGUUUUUAAUGUCUGCUACUUGGAACAUAAGAUUACAUUUCAAAAUAAAUAUUGGUAUUUUUUUGUUGUUGUAAAAUUGAAAUCAGGCAUUUACCAUACUAUGAGUACACCAAGGAUCAAUGAAAUAAUGAAAGGUGACUUUUCGUCCCUUUUUAUUGUUUGUACUCUUUAUGUGAAGAGGAAAUGCUUAUGAAUUGAGUGUAUUACCACCACAGAAGAUCAUGUAGUCUUUGAUUACUACCUCACAACACAAACCGGUAGUUCAUUUGGGGUAAAUGGAUUAUCCAACUGUGUUUUAUAACUGGAGGAUGCUUCUGAUAAUUCUUUCUGAGAACAUUUGGAAAAUUAAAAUGUACUGAAUCUUACAUAUUUGUCUGAGUUAAACAUGUAAAAAGAUUUUGGAUCGUGAAUGGCUGAUUGCUUGAUAAUUCGAUUCUUAAUUACAUAGUUUAUGUUAAAGCGAUAGACCAAUCAAUGAAUAGUUAACUAUCUUAAAUUUUCAUCAUUUAGGUUUUUUGAAAUUUUAAAUCUCGUGUCAUAAAAUUCAGUUUCAUAUCACAAAAUUAAACAUGAACUUUUAAAUCUAA
Molecule: messenger RNA, 908 nt
Organism: Carlito syrichta (Philippine tarsier)
Lineage: Eukaryota; Metazoa; Chordata; Mammalia; Primates; Tarsiidae
Gene: UFM1
Product: ubiquitin fold modifier 1
Exons: 6
Coding region: 73-330 (85 amino acids)
Biological process (GO): protein K69-linked ufmylation
Cellular component (GO): nucleus; cytoplasm
Source: RefSeq, a predicted model, not a curated record